AUGACGAUGACUUGCUGGUUGGGUGAUGGGCCAUCGCGUAUGCCAACGACAUCGUUCAGCUACUAUUCUGUUUCUGGAUUGGUCCUCGACGAAACAGGUCGCGUCCUUAUGGUUCGCGAGCAGCCCCAGCAUCGCCGCGUAUCCUUUUGGAAAUUCCCCGGUGGUGUGCCUGAACCAAAAGAGGAUUUGCUUAGGACGGCUGAAAGAAAGGUUCUUGAAGAAACUGGAAUUGUCGCUAAGGGCGAAGCCGUCAUCGGUCUGAGACAGAGACUUCGCACGGAGUACAAGGACUCGAGUGGCUUCUUUUUCGUGUGUCUGAUGAAAAGCGUCGGAGAUGCUCAAAUUGGCCUUGCUGAAUCUGACUUUAAUGAGAUAGCUGAAGUGAGAUGGUUCACAAGGGAGGAGAUUAACUCGAUGCCAAGGCAAGAGUUUUUAAGUCACCAUCACACCAUUUGGCAGACCUACCUGAAAACUCUUGAGGACGUCGGGGGAAAGGAAUUGUAUGAAGCCACCAAAAAAGACGUCACUUCGAAGGUGUUCAACUUCAGCUCCUUUUAA
This is a messenger RNA of Haemonchus placei, 558 nucleotides long. Lineage: Eukaryota; Metazoa; Nematoda; Chromadorea; Rhabditida; Trichostrongylidae. The record is from the annotation of a GenBank genome assembly.